This is a messenger RNA of Eruca vesicaria subsp. sativa (arugula), 1582 nucleotides long. The record is from the annotation of a GenBank genome assembly. NCBI's taxonomy places the organism in Eukaryota, Viridiplantae, Streptophyta, Magnoliopsida, Brassicales, Brassicaceae.
GCCUUUUUCUCUUUUCGAUCGGACAAGCCACGACAUUUGUCUUAAUGCCAACAACGAAACACACACUCUCUCUCUUCUCUCAAAGUUCUCUCACACCUUUUGAGAGAUCAUCUUCUUCAUUCUCUCUUUAAACACUUUACAUCACUCUUCAAAGUUUUGUUUUGUUUCUGGAGACACAACAUGAGGAAGACAUCUCUUUCUUCUUCUUCUUCUUCUAACACCUUUGGUGGGUUUCUAAGUCCCGGAGCUCCGAGUUAUACCCAUACCAACAAAGGUUGGAGCUCCGAGAGACUCCCACAUCCUCCCUCUAAGUCCCCAGCACUAAACGGCCUCCCUCGUCGCCGCAUCGGGUCCACCUCGGCUUUAACGACGCCGUUUUACAGCGGAAGAUCGAUACCUUCGAAAUGGGAAGAUGCUGAGCGGUGGAUUAGUGUUAGCUCUCAGUUCUCCAAGCAGAGACGGGAGAAGUCUAAGAGUGGUCCCAUUGUUCCUCCUCCGACGCUGCCGCGUCAGAGGAUGGCGAUGGAAGCUCCUCAGGGGAGUGUGAAGAAGGGCUUCACGGUGGUUGGCUCGCCGUUCUCGACGGGUGUUUUGGAGGCGGAGAGGGUUUUUAGAGGGAGUGUCGGUGGUGGACAUGGACAUGGACAUAGUCAGAGCUGUGCUGAUUUGAUUAGUGAUGAAACUUCUUCACUUAGCUCCAAAACUGAUAUUGAGGAGAAAGGAGAGGAGACAAUUGUGGUUACAAGAAGAGAUAUAGCAACUCAGAUGACUCCUAAUAAUAAUAAUAAUAAUAAUAAUUACUCUUCUCAAGAGUUAUCUCCACCAUUGGUUGUGUCUGUGGUUGAGACUGAUAAUCAUUGUAGAGAGGUGAAGAUGGAUAAAGGAGCAAGGAUGAUAAAGCGUCCUAAGAGACGAGUUUUGUCUUCUUCUUCUUCUACUAGGAUUAUAAGGAGGGAUCAGCAUGAGGUUGAAGACAACCCUAAAGCUUCUUCAUGGGAUAUCUCAGAACCAGCCAUGACUCUUUUUAAGUUGCAUAGAGAAGAAGCUAAGAUAGCAGCUUGGGAAAAUCUGCAGAAGGCUAAAGCAGAAGCUGCCAUGAGAAAACUUGAGGUGAAGCUGGAGAAGAAGAAAUCAGCAUCAAUGGAUAAGAUCUUCAACAAACUUCAAACAGCUAAGUUGAAAGCACAAGAGAUGAGGAGAAGUACAGUCACCAGUGACCAUCAUCAAAAAGAACAACAAAUCUCUAGGAACUCAGCCAAGGUCACUCAUCUUGUCCGAAGACAUACGUUCAUGACACCUUUCAUUACUUGCUUUGUUCCUCGUGUUGAUUGCAGAAAAUCUUCAUCUGCUCUCUAAACUUUGUUUCUUUCUAAAAACACAAACAAAUGUACACUGCAAAUGUUCUUGUAAAUCUUCUUAUAUGUUUCAACAACACAAAGCAGGUUCACCAUAACAAGUAAAUAGUUAAAUGGUAUCUGACAAGUGAAGCUUAAUACAAAUGACAAAGCAAGAGCUAAUGAUAAUGUCUUGUCUUGGUGGCAUUAGUAUGGUCGGUACCUCCAGUCUGAUCUUGAUGGUCUUG